This is a messenger RNA of Porites evermanni, 2527 nucleotides long. The record is from the annotation of a GenBank genome assembly. NCBI's taxonomy places the organism in Eukaryota, Metazoa, Cnidaria, Anthozoa, Scleractinia, Poritidae.
UUAUUAUCUGUAGGUGUAGGAGCUCUGAAGUUUCUCCAGGAUCCUCCACAACUCCAGGCAUCUCAUGUUGGCUGGAGUGUUGACUACAAUUGCACAACAGAUGACCCAAAUGCUACAGUGUCACUUCUACAGUCUAAGGAUUAUGGGUUUUCUUAUAAUGUGUUUCCAGUCACACCAAACAAACUUCUUUUGAGGGAACAAGUGUUCAGCAUAGUAAACCUUGUUCUUUCGGAUGGCGCAUACUAUAAAUGCAAGGCAACGGACCAGUCAGGUCAAACUAUUGAAUGGGACAGUGGUUCAAUGUUAUUUGUACAAGCAGGUCUGUAAGAAUAUUUGGAGUAAAUAGGCACUCAUGUAAAUCAUGUAGUUAAAACCCCCAGGGGGGUACUCCCUGUAAUGGUUUAUGCAGAGAGGCUCCACCUGAAAAGGGUACCUUUUUCAAAAAUUAAUAAUUUUUUAAUUUGCUAUGGUGGCGAUUUACAUUCUCUACAUAACAGUUAAAAUUUAUAAAUUGUAUCUAUGGUAGGUAAACCUGAUAAAAAGAAAAAAAUGCUAACAAAAAUACAUAAAUAAAUGACAAUAAAAUAAAUAAUAUUUAAAACUACCUAAAAGCUAAUCUAAAAAGACAGGAUCUGAAGUUGUGACCAGCUGGUCGCCAAUGCAACUGAAAAUUUACAUUUGUUGUAGUGUUGGUGAUAUAGGGUUUUUUUUUUUUGAAAAAUUCUGAACUUUUAAAGGCUCAGGAAAUUAUAAUUAAUUUGGACAGAACAUGCAUGUAUGUGAAAUUAGUUUCAAAAUGGUGGCAUUUUUCUGAUAAAAUGUGGUUUUUACAUGUACAUACAAUAAUCUUUUAAUGCUUUUCAGCCAGCAAAUUAACUGGUAACUGAUGUAAAUUAGUGGUAUUUUACAAGUGCUCGAGGAUAUGCAAACUAAAAAAGAUUAGCUUUUCCUUUUAUUUGUUGCUUUUGUUGAUGUUGAAUCAUGUCAAGGAAAGUAUUUUUCUUUGCAACAGACGUGAGUAAUUUUUUUAAUUCAAAAGUGAUAAAUUAUAUGUCAACUUGCAACUUAUCAAAUUACAUAAAGAGCAAAUUAAAUAUUUGGCUUUGACUUUUGAAUGAUCAAAAUAAGAAUUCGCAACAUCCGCUGAAACCAUUCAGAAUUCCGGCAAGACUCUUGUCUUUCAUGAACAAGGCUUUCCCAAUCCGAGGCUCUUGCUCUGUGGCAAAAGUCUCUCAAGUUAUUUGUAAAUCUGAGGCCAUUUCCAUAGACAAGUAGAAGGUGAUUUCAUGUGAAAAAGUGAACCACUGGCUCCUAUUGAAAACCCUGUUUAAGCAGACCCUUAACCAAGGGAAUAUCAAACAUAAGCCCAUACAUGUAAACUGUUCUUGUUAUACAAUGUCAAGUGAAAAUUAAAAGAUACUUCUAGAUUAUAAAUCAGAACGUAACGUAACAAAACAUAGCCUAAAUAGAGCAGGCAUUUUACUGUUUUAAGAAGAAAAGCUGCAUCACGUUAGCCUGUGCCAAUCAACAUCAGCCUCCACUAGUAAACUAUACUCCUACAACACGUCAAUAGGAAAUCCGAAAUUCAAUGUUUCGGACGCCCGUGGAUGGCUUUAUUCCCGACUUUUUAAGGGCUCAAAACAUGGUUCGAGUUAUCGAGGGUAAAAUUAUAUAGAACAUAACUUGAGGGGAAACGAAAAUUGGUUCGAGUUAGCGGGAGUUCGAGUUACCGAGGGUUCAAGUUACCGAGGGUAAAAUUACAGUGAAUGUAUGACGGAAAUCCGGGGGGAAUCGAUUUUGGUUCGAGUUAGCGCGAGGUUCGAGUUAGCGAGGGUUCGAGUUAUCGGGAGUCGACUGUAUCUCCCAGAUGCUAAGUGACAUUCUGAUGAGUGUCCCAAGCUCCCUUCAUCCUAGUUGACAGGGAGGGCGUGACACUAUUUCCAUGAAAAUGCAUUUACCUUCCCAUUUGCCCAAUGUGUACUUCACUGCAUUCACAAGGAAUCUUAUAUGCUACUCCAUCUUGUUAACCUUUUGCAAGUACAUUGUAUAGCUGUUAACACAACAUAAAUAACUUCAGACCUGAUUUGAGUAACCCUGUUAUAUUUUCAGACUUUUUGUUAAACUCUUGAAUAAGCAGUGACAAUUUUGCAGAGACUAUGGUACACUGUAUGUAUUAAAGCCAGCAUGUAAAGUACUGCACAUAUUUUUUGCAGCUCAGUUACCCAGGCAUUUUGUGUUUAUACCAAACCAAUCAAUCUAUGUGCUGCAAGGGCAGAGUGGAGAAGUCACAUGUGAAGCUGAGGGCCCUUCAGUUUCUACCCUGAAGUGGGAAAAACAACAGGAUGAUAAAAAAUCAUAUGCCGCCAUCCCCAACAGCCAAGUUAACAUCACUAAAGAUCCAAACUAUGUGAGAGCAACCCUAAAGAUUACAAAUGCACAGUUUACAGACACUGGUACAUACAAAUGCACAGUAUCAGUUCCACCAAAUCUAUCAGAUUAUAAGCUGACAAAGAUAGAAGUCAAGGGU